UCACUGUCUUUUCCUUCCGGAGUUAUUGUUCUCGUUGGCCAUGGCGGCGGGAGCUGAACGAUUCUGAUCGCUGUCAGUGCGGCUCCGGAGCGCUGGUCAUGGACGAGGCGAGUCUGGAGGCGGCCAUCGAGGUGUACAAGGCCCAGCUGCAGCAGGUGGAGGCGGCGCUGGGAGCCGGGGCCCAAGCUGAGGCCGAGGCCCAGGCGGACCUGCUGCAGCUCCAGGCCGACCUACAGCAGCUGGUCGCCCUGACCGAGUCCAGCCUCCUGUCGGUCCGCAAGAGCCAGCUCCUGGAGCAGCUGCAGCGAGGCGCCUCGCCGCCGGAGCCCGAGGACCAGUCAGGGCUCGACGCCGAAUACGCCGCUUUCCAGGCGGCUCUGAGGGAGGCCGACCAGGAGCCGGGGAGCGGCGAUGAGGCUGAGACUAAGGUUGAGGCUGGGGAUAUUAGCGGCGCCAAGGUGCGGGCUCCGUACCGCUCGGCUUGGGGCCCGCUGCAGUAUCACAACGCCAUGGUGGUGGGUGUGGAGGCUGACCAGCCACCCGAGCCCACAGUCCGUGUCCUGUGGAUCCACCCCACACAGAGAGCCAUGAAGCCCUGCCCGUUCUACCUGAGUGGGAGCUGUCGCUUCCUGGACUCCUGCAGAUAUUCACAUGGAGAAGUGGUAGCUUUGUCGGAACUGCGUGAAUUUGAAGAACUCGACCUAAGUUCUCUUGAGGUGGGAUCAUCCUGUUUAGCGAAAUACGAAGAUGAAAUUUGGUACCCAGCUAAGAUUCUAGAUAUUGACAAUGGUUAUUUUACAGUAAAAUUUGACUCCUUGCUUCAAAAGGAAAUUGUAGUGGAGGGAGAUGGGAUCAUGCCACUAGCUCAGGAUGAUGAGUCUUCCUCAUCUUCCAGCUCUGAGGAUGAAGGAGAGCUUGGUUAUGCAAAAGUUUUGGAUGAAAAAUCUGUGUCCAUGGUAAAUUGGACUCCGGCUUGCAGCUCUUCAUUUGCUGGCUGGGAGGCUCAUACUCGGGGAAUAGGAUCUAAACUAAUGGUUAAACUGGGUUAUGAGUUUGGAAAAGGUUUGGGGAAGAAUGCUGAUGGUCGAGUGGAGCCUGUACAAGCAGUGGUUUUACCACCUGGAAAAUCCUUGGAUCAAUGUGCUGAAAUCCUACAAAAAAAGCAGGAAGGAAAACUUAGCCAUCUGCACAAAAAGAAGCACAAGAGGAAAAGCGAAGGAGGCCCACGCAUUGCUAAAGAAAGAAAACCUCGUCAGACUGUAUUUGACUUUUUGAAUGACAAACUUCAAAGUACUGGACAGACUAGCAGUUCCCCAGUUCCAACUGGAUUCCCCAUGAGAGAGAAAAAUAGCAAAGAACGUUAUAGGGGGACUAAAAGUUCGAAGAAAGCUCUAAAUAUCCAUCUUUUUCAAAUAACAGAGAAGAUUGAACAUACGGAAAAGGACAUUGCAAAAAUUAUGGAGGCGCUUGCAAGAAAUGUUGGAAGAGACAAAGCAGUAACCUCCCAUCUGGAAGAGAAGUUAUCUAAUGCAAAGAAGCAAUUGUCCUCUCUAAAAUCUCAAGAAUCAGGGGCCCAGCAAGAACAAAGGAAAGCAGACACACACAAGAAGAUGACCAAAUUCUGAUUUAGUUAUUGAUAGUUAUUUAGUGUAUUUCAAAGGCUGGACAGUAUGUGCAGCAUUUUUUUCUGUAAGACGUAUCUGUUUUAAAUAAUGUAAAAUGGUUCUUGUGGUUUGUAUUAUUUUGUAUUUGUCAUUUUGAAUAGUCUUAGCUAUUUGCGAAAUAGUAUAAAAUUGUUUGUGUUGUUAGAUAAGCUUUUAGCACCACCUGAACACAAUUGCUUUGGUAUCUCUUUAAAGCUGAAUAUUGUUUAAGUGGUUAUUGUAAAUUGUAUACCAUUGAUAAUUUAAUAUUGCUGACUUCAAUUCCUUUUCUCGCGUACUUGAAGCAACCACCUGUUUUACUUAAGCCAGAUUUGAAUUGUUCUGAUAUUAUUUGGGAAAUGACAGCUUCCAAACAAAAUUUUCCUUUUUAAAGUAGGAGUAUUUCUGCUACCAUGUGUCAAUAUCUUUGAAAGUUCAUUUGCAAUGAUGUGCCAGAUACCACGUUAAUUGAAAACAUAAUCUGAGGUGUUAGGCACUGCCUCAUUCCAAUUGGACAUGUAAUAUAUUGUACUGGAAAUUUAUAGCUGUUUGAUAUUAUAAAAUGGAUAAUAUUUAAAUUUGUAUCAGAGAUAAUGGGAACUGCAGAUGCUGGAGAUUCCAAGAUAAUAAAAUGUGAGGCU
This is a messenger RNA of Stegostoma tigrinum, 2284 nucleotides long. It is a transcript of the gene zgpat, whose product is annotated as zinc finger, CCCH-type with G patch domain. Gene Ontology annotation, molecular function: RNA polymerase II cis-regulatory region sequence-specific DNA binding; metal ion binding; DNA-binding transcription factor activity, RNA polymerase II-specific. Gene Ontology annotation, cellular component: nucleus. The transcript is spliced from 6 exons. Gene Ontology annotation, biological process: negative regulation of DNA-templated transcription; regulation of transcription by RNA polymerase II. NCBI's taxonomy places the organism in Eukaryota, Metazoa, Chordata, Chondrichthyes, Orectolobiformes, Stegostomatidae. The record is from RefSeq and is a predicted model, not a curated record. Bases 99 to 1625 code for a protein of 508 amino acids.